AUUGACUUUUGUCGGCUAUAGAAUUGGUUCCCGAGAAACGAGACUGAGGCAUCUUGGGUACUUGACUCCAAGCCCUGCUCGACCUCCUUCCAAGGCGCUGGCAUUUUGCCUGCUGGAGCUUGAUCCUUCGCCUACCAGGUGAACCUCUGACUGAUCAUCUCUCACAAUAUGUCAACUUCAGUCCAACCCUCCACAUUCCUGCUGGUCCGACAUACGCUAGCCCUCUGCAUUCUCGUCUUGCUAGCAAAUGCUGGACUCUUUCUCGCCGUACUUAUCAAACCAUUCUCCGAAAAGACAGCAUGGGAGCUAGCAUGUUGGACUGCGUAUCAAUUCUGGUCAUACAUGCAGCGACAUUGGGAGAACACACUGAAUGCGAAGGACUGUCUGACUAUCACUGGAGACAAGAUCCCAGAGAAUGAAUCAGCAGUGGUCAUAUCCAACCACCUUUCUUACGCCGACUUUUAUCUCGUCCUUGGGCUAGCGGAACGAGCGGGCAUGAUGGGUCGUUCGAGAUUCUUCGUCAAGAAGGAGAUUGUUUGGCAGAUACCACUCUUCGGAAUCUCAUUCUGGGCUAUCGGUACGCCGUCUCUCUCGAGUGCUGAGCUGAUCACAGGGAUGAUUCUUGUAUCGCGAAAUUGGACAAAUGACGAGCGUCUGAUUGAAGAUGCUUUCGCUCGAAUCAAGCAGAACAAACACAAUGCAUGGAUAGUCUUGUACCCAGAGGGCACGAGGCGGACCUCGAAGAAGGUUCUUGAGUCUCAAGCGUUUGCUAGGGAGAAAGGCAAAUCAGAGCUCCUGAACGUCCUGUUACCGAGGACGAAAGGAUUCAUUAGCACCAUCAAAGGUCUCCGAGACUCCCACGUCAAACACCUGUACGAUUUCACCUUUCUCUACACUUCGCCUGGAAAAGUCGACCGCGUUCCGACCAUGGCAGAACAGCUAUCUUGCCCUGACCUCGCUGCUGCAGGCUACAAAUUCCAAGUCGACGUCAAGCGGAUACCGAUAGACUGCCUUCCAAAGGAUGACGAGGGUCUACAGCGAUGGUGCGAAGACCGGUGGAAAUGCAAGGACGAGCUGUUGAGCGAGAUGAAGGCGAGGUAGAUGAUAGUGGUCGAGGGUCAAUGGGUCUGAGUCUGGGACAUCGACGUGCGACGCCGCGCCCCGCGCCCCAGCGGGAUGACUUGCAUUCUAAUCGUCGUCCGAAUCCGAGU
This is a messenger RNA of Kockovaella imperatae, 1211 nucleotides long. RefSeq lists its product as hypothetical. The record is from RefSeq and is a predicted model, not a curated record. NCBI's taxonomy places the organism in Eukaryota, Fungi, Basidiomycota, Tremellomycetes, Tremellales, Cuniculitremaceae. The coding region runs from base 169 to 1101 and encodes 310 amino acids. Gene Ontology annotation, cellular component: endomembrane system. The transcript has 7 exons. Gene Ontology annotation, molecular function: 1-acylglycerol-3-phosphate O-acyltransferase activity.